This is a messenger RNA of Geodia barretti, 7873 nucleotides long. NCBI's taxonomy places the organism in Eukaryota, Metazoa, Porifera, Demospongiae, Tetractinellida, Geodiidae. The record is from the annotation of a GenBank genome assembly.
GAAAUAAGUGAGUAGUGAAUUAAGAGAGAGCUGAAUGUCAGACGACGUAACCAUUUUAGGUUCUUGUCCUCCAUUUACGCACAAGCUCAAAUCUCUCUCUCGGUACAGUUGAAAAGUACGUUUCUGUCUUUCAGAGUACCUAUCCUCAACGUGUCCCCCGUCAACGACGUCCCUGUACCCAUAGUCCUGCCAGGAGUAGUUAAACUUCUCCAGGAGUUUUAUUCUCUGGUCUCGACUGGAGGACACACAGUCAAUUGGAGGUUUCUCUACAAGCCCAGGAGCAAGGAGACCGUUGAAGAUUAGCACACCACGGAGUGCGAACCACCCUCCGUAUUUAGGGUGAACCGACACCCCAUACAUAGGGCUCUCUUGGCUCCACGGUUGUGGAUCUACAUCCGUUCUCUGAUAGUAGUAGGCAGCACCGGAGACGUGGCCCGCAGUCUGGACCAGAAUCCUCGGUCGUCUGCUGGGCAGCAAGUCAGAGUCUUGGACGAACUCGACCUUGUACUCUGUGGGGAAGUGUUUGGAUGUGUCUUUCAUUGCUGCUCUGAUGCAAGCAUCCAGCGGGUCCACCUUCUCAGUCGUGAAACUCUCCUCCAUGAGAAAUGGAAGGAAGAGCUUCUCGAACAUGGCCGGGGUGCUGACUACUAGAACGGCCAGGGUGUCGUGGUGGAGGGGAAAGCGGAAAGCCUCCUCGACCUUGGCAUUGUACCAGCCCAUCUUGUACGGGUGCACCUCCAGUCCCAUUCUCCCGGCGUCUCCUCGAAGCCUAGUCAUCACUGCGUCCACGGAAGCAGCGUCUCGGGCAUCAGUUGAACAUGUCUUCACAGAGCUCUCCAGCAUUUUGGCUUGCUCACAGUCCCAAGUUGAGCUCAGCUGUGUCGAGAGUGCUGAAUCAGCACUCUCGCAAAAGAGGGCGGAGUUCAUCGUGCCGUCCAUCCACUGCCCACUCGUUUCUCUGCGCUCCAUGGCCCCUGUUGCGUCGCUGUUUCUUCUCGCUGGGGUGGAUCGUCGAACGAGGAAGUACCCUGAUUCCUCGUAGAAGAGAGCCACCGGCCCAAGUGUUUUUCCUUCAGCCGGAUGUUUUCAGCUGCCGCGGAGCUGGAGAUGGAGCCGCACGCCCACAGACCCCACCUCUGUCUUCACGUCUUUGGUAGCCGUGGGUCUGGAAAGACCACCUUCAAGGGCCAGUGGCUUGGUAGCUCCCACUCUCAGCCACUCGCAGAGAUUGCCGACGUUGAAAUAUCGAUUUCGGUAAAUUACAGACUGCGGUGGAACUCCUGUAAUUAUGACACUAAUAGGACCAAAUUAUCUUAUUUCUGGGGUUGCAAGAAAUGUUCUUAAGUGUCCUUAUCAGAGAGGUGUCCUUACAUCAAGAGAGGGGUUCCACUAGGAGAAAGGGAGUAGGAGAGAGUUUGCAAGGGAAUUAAUAAAGGGGAAGAACUGUUCUUGGGGAAACAAAGUGUCCUUAUCAGAGAGGUGUCCUUACAUCACGGGUGUCUUUAGGGAGGGGUUCCACUGUAUUUUGUAGGAGAAAGGGAUUGUGAGAGAGUUUGAAGGGGUGGAGAAAAGUGACUGAAGCAGGUGUAUAUAUGUAUGUGUGUGUCCAUGUGUGUGGUUGCUAAGCAGUGAAGAGUCAGCAAAAAAAUUGGCAGGAACUAGCAAAAUUUUGGUAGAGGCCAGCAGAAAAUUGGGCAGAAAAUAGCAGUGUCGGAUCGUUGAGCAAGCAGGUCUCCUGAGAAUGAAUUGCAGAUGAACACCACUCAGCACAAUGAAUGAUGAAAAACGUUGCAACUCAAUGGCCCGUGUAAGCAAGCUAUGCACCUUGUGUGUGUGGCUUUAGAGCACAGCCUUUCCUUAGAUACAGUGGAACCGCCGCUAUCUAAGGACGUCCGCUGAAACGAGAACACGUUUAUAACAAGGACACCUUUUCUUUCCCCCAAGAACAGUUCUGCAUGCAAUCUGAGCAUAAGGACACCUUUUCUUUCCCCCAAGAACAGUUCUGCAUGCAAUCUGAGCAUAAGGGCACUUUCUUCUGACCGUCCCUUGGUGUAUGUAUGUACUUAGCAAGGAAUGCCUGACUUCAUAAUGACUCCAAUGCAAGAGACAUACAAUAAUACAUUAGCGUGUAUAGCGUGUAUGCACCCACUCUGUUGCCUGUUUUUGCUGUUGUUUUGACAUGUGCAGCAGCCCACACAAAAUAAUACGUGCACAGAGGCUAUAGUAGUGUAAGUAGUGGUUGUUGAUCCAAAAAUUUUGUAUUCGUUGCAGACACGUUUCUGUACUUUUAUACACAUCAUGUAUACAAGAGUACUUUGUUUUCAUGUAUUUUUUGGGGACGGUACGUCUACAUCUAUCUUUUUCUCUAAUUGAGGAGGGUGGUGUUGACUUGGACUCAACUCAACUGCCCACGACUGUUACGACUGAUGGCAUAACCGACCACGCCUUCCUAGUAAUCUACCGUUCUGACAGCCAGGAAAGCAUUCAGUACGCACUGAAAUGUCUUCGGAAACUGGACACCUAUUACGAGGCGAUUUCUCCGAAAGUCUCUGUUCUGGAGAACCACUUUGAGGAUGGCUUCCUCCCACGACACUCUGAGCCGUCGCAGCUGCCGCAGUUUCUGAGCGACAAAGUCCAAAUUCCGUGCAAAUUCUGGGCCGUCCGAUUUCAAAAUGGGACAGACCAACGGUUACUGGAGCACGUUAUCAUCACUCCUGUGAUGGAUCUGCUGAAGGAGGACCACAAAUCACUACUGAUUGCCACAGCCUGUUCCCAGGGGCAGCUGCAAGUCCUCCAACUGCUCGCUGGUCGCGUGGAGGAGAACGACACUGUCAGCUGGCUCAUCUGCGUCAUGUCCAGCCUCCAGAACCAGUCGCCUCACUCACCGCUCACUCCCAAACUCCUCCAAGUCGCCGACUACCUCCACAAUCUAGACCCCACCAUCUUCCUCUCCACCAUCGUCAGAAUGACAAGGACGCACGCCCUAGUCUCCCUCGAUCUCAUUAACAGGUUCCGACCGCAGGGGCACUCCCACGAUCACUUCGUCAAGAGUGGGCUAGCCCUGUUCUCCAUUCCCGUGUCUUGGUUCCAGAACGGAAACUUCACCCACAUAGACCUGAGUAACAACCUCCUGUUGGAGGUGCCGGACGAAAUGUUUAGAAUGUCGACACUCAAGGGCUUGAACGUCUCUCACAACUGUCUCGGUUCCGUACCAGAUAUCCUGAAAUGGAACUGCCCGUACCUCCGUGAGCUUAACCUCUCGUUCAACCGACUUGUGGAUACGAAAUACUGCAUUCUGAACCGUCCACGGAACAGGAGCGACCCUGGCAUGUCUGACGCAGGUGUUCCUGGUCGGGCCGAUCAGCAGGCGCAUUUCGACGAGGCCCGCAGACUCCAACAAUUGACGGGGUACAAUCUCUACCCCUGCAUUCAUUCCCUCAACUGGGUCAACCUGAGUAGCAACGCGACUCUCACCCAGAUCCCGGAGUGGGUCUGCAUCUUACCCCACCUCACCCUCCUCGAGCUCAAGAACCUUCCAAAACUCACCUCCCUCACUCCCUACCUCGCUCACUGCCGAAACCUCUGCAUUCUAAAGCUAGACAUCCACCAGUUAGUGUCACCACCGGCGAGAGAGGUUGCUAACAGCGGGACUAGAGGUAUAAUGGCUUAUCUACGCUGCCAAUUGAGGGGGUCUUCCCCCUAUCGUCAUCUUAAACUCGUCCUCGUCGGAGCCAAUGGGACAGCGAAGACAACUCUUUUCUCGCAGUUGGCCAAGUUGAAGUCGCAUCCACUGACUUCUUCCUCUCCUCAUCUCUCCAAGACUUUCAUGGAGCUUGCAACCCUCGAAUACCGCGGCGCGGGGAGGGAGGAAGGCGGGAGGAAAUCGCACAAGUUCCGACCGAAAAUCACCUUCCAUCUGAUCGAUUUUGCGAGCGAGGAGGUGUUCCAGUGUUUCCAUCAGUGCUUUCUCACCCACCGCACCCUCUUCCUGUGCCUCUGGGACGCGGCGAGAGGGGUCGAGUCUCUGCGCUCGCUCGGGCCUUGCCUGAGGAGCAUUCAAGCGUCGGCUCCCGGCUCCUCGGUUGUGGUAAUUGGUAGUCACAUUGACCAGCGCCCGGGGCUGAGUCGAGCGACCAUCUCCCAAUGGGAGAGGGAAGUUUUUGGAAACAGAGGGCAAGACGCAUACCCGCGAAACUCAGGUUUGCCGGUGGUGAGCGACUCGGUGGUCAUGAACUGCCAGAGCAAGCGAGACGUGGAGAAACUGAUGGAGAACGUAUAUCGCAUCGCUCUGCGUCUCAAACACCCGAGAACGCACACACCCCUGGUUGAAGAGAUGGUCCCGAGGUCUUACCAGGAGCUGCAGACACUGGUGGAGGUAAAACUGAGAGGUUUCCAGCGGAAGGGUCAGCAGGUCCCCGUUCUGCGUCGCGAGGAGUUCAUUGACCACGUUCGCUCGCUCACCCUCCAUCACGACGACCUGGAACAAGACGAGGAAGAGUUCUCUCUGGCGGUACAGUUUCUUCACGAGGCGGGCACCAUAGUUCACUACAGACCCCAUGUAGCGGGGGCGAGCGAACUCUACUUUCUGAGUCCCCAGUGGCUCUUCAACACCCUGGGCAUCAUCCUCUCUCACCUCAAAUCCUACUGCCGCAACGCCGUCAUUCCUUGCUCAAACCUCCCAUUUUCCUUCCAAAAGGCCAACAUACCUCCUCACUUAUACAGCCAGUUUCUGGGCCUUCUCGAAGAGAACAGUGUCGUAGUUCCUCUCGACAUGGAAAAGGGUCACCUUUUGAUCCCUUCCGUUUUGAGUCCAGACCCACCUCCUGAGUAUCCUUCGUACGAUUUCUCAGAGGAAACCGAGGGUUACCUCAUGCAGUAUGCUUACCUGGACUACCUCCCGAGCGGAUUUUUCCCCCGACUUCUGGCACGCGUGAUAGUCUGUAUCGGAAUGCUCUCGGGGCAGCUGCUGGCCGUGGGGAAAUCCCCUCUCGUUACCCCCAAUCGUCCGGGCAACGCCGUAAUGAAGCAGCACGGUGCUAGGUACAAUACCAUCCACCGGCUCGACGGACAAGGAUACGUCACGGAAGAUGAUGAAACAGCUUGUGGAGCCACCUCCGAGAAUCGACUGCGGGAAAAGAUUUGGGCGCUUUCCACCACCAAUCUCGCAACUUGGCCCAGUAGGCACCAGACGAUUAUGGAAAAAUUGGCCACCCUUUCCCGAGGACCAAUCUCACACGGAGAAGAGCUUCAUAGUAGGUCAAACGGUUCAUGUACAGUGGGCGAGAGGGAGAAUGUAGCUGACACCCAAGAGCACGAGGAAGAAGAAGAAGAAGAGGAAACAGAAGAAGAAGGAGGAGAAAGCCGGAAUGCUCUCGAGCUCGCAGAGAACGUUGUGUGGCAAAGGGGUCUACACGUGGAGUUUCCCUGCGGGACUAGGUUUUGGUUGGAGGCAUGCGAAGGUGCAGUGGCCAUGGUGGCGCAGGGUGGCCUGGUACAGAGGGUGAAAGUCAUCACGUUCCUCUCUGCCUGCCUGGACAUGCUCAUGGAAGAGCUCUACCCAGGAGUGAGACUCGUCUACUACAGUCCGUGUCCCUCCUGUCUCUCUCGCUACUGGUCGCGAAACCAACAAAACUCCGACUCUACAAGUGGAACCGAUUUUUUCCUCCCCACAUUCGCCAAGAGCGACUUCGAACUCUCGACCGAAGUAACGUCACUCUCUCUGAACGAGUUCAAAGAAACGGCGUCGUUCAAUCGACGCAACAGCAGCAGCGACCACGUCACCAUGGCCAAGAGUUUUUCCGGCUCGACUCUCAAACUCGAGCGUUCGCUGUCCCCGACAGACGAGGGCGACGAAAAGACGCUCACGACUAUGAACGCCGCCGGGGAAAUAAUCGAGGAAAUCCCGUGUGCCGUCCUCGACAACAGCAUCAUUCUGUACUCCCUCUCGUCCCUCGUGGAAAAAUCGUCACACAGGAACUACGCUCAGUGCUCCAUAUGCGAGAAACCGGUGGCGCUGAGGGACAUCGGUCCCCACGUUUUGCUGGUGGAUUUCUCGGACAAAUUGUUGAUCAGUUCGCGGCGGUUGCUCUACUCCGAGGGGAGAGGGUCGCUGCUGGGAGAAGGAAGCUUUGGAAAGGUGGUGAAGGGGACAUACGACAGUCAUCCCGUGGCGGUAAAGCUGUUCAGGAAAUAUCAGAGCUCAGAAUCUCUCUCCAGACAGUACAAGAGCCUCCGAGAAGAGGUCACCAUUUUGAGUCACCUCGACCACCCCAGGGUUGUGAAGCUGAUGGGGGUCAGCCUGCGACCCCUCUGUUUGGUGAUGGACCUCGCUCCCCAGGGGUCCCUCACUAAUCACCUCGACCUUUGCCCCCUGGGACUGAGCCACACGAUGGCCCACCGGACCCUCUAUCAGAUAGCCGAUGGUAUUAGCUACCUCCAUUCCCUGUACAUCAUUCACAGAGACAUCAAACCUGGCAAUAUCUUGGUCUGGUCUCUUGAUCCUGACAGAGGGGUGGAUGUCAGACUAGCCGACUACGGUGUCUCACAGUUCUCGACACCCUCGGGUCUGUGGAGACAGAGAGGAACUGAAGAGUACAUGGCUCCUGAACUCAGGGGAAGUCGCAACUCUGCUUACGAUGAAAAGGUGGACAUCUUCUCAUUUGCUCUCCUCCUCCACCUGAUCGUGACCGGCCGACGGCUGUUUGCCGGUGUCCUCAGUCGACGCGACCAGCUCCAAAUGAUCUACCACUCCGACCUCCCUCUCCUCAGUCACGCCCUCGCCAAAUCCAUCGAAGAAAACCGUCCGCGAUCCUCCGACCCUACCCUCCAGCACGUCUUUGAGAAGACGAGCGGAAAGCAUCCGGCCGCACGGAGAAACAUAGACUCCUCAGGUCACUCACAUCUGUAGUCAAUGCCGUCUGCCUGGAGCAGUGCUGGCAAGAAACCCGGCAAAUCGGCCGUCGGCACACGGGAUUGCGAGUCGUCUACUGGUGUGCCCGGGUGGACUACGACAGGCUCGGUUUUUCAUCCCCACCCCCGUUUCUUGGGCCGGGUACUGCAGCCAGGAGAACCACAUUGUCGCGAUGACCGAAAGGAGCAGCAGUGAUGGGGAGGAGGAAGCGAUGCUCGUUAUCCCGGGGGCGUGGCUGUAUCAUCACAAGCCCCUCCCCUACCAGGGUCAGAAGAUUACCUGCUGUGCCAUCGUGGGUGGUGAGGUGCUCAUGGGUCUCCUCUGUCAGCAACCUCAUCUUCUCGCUGAAACUCCCCACCCUCACUUCCGGCCACAUCUCCCCCGUUUUAUUACCCGGGGUUCCCCUCUGCAUCAUCCCCCAGGAGACUUCUCGGGGUUCAAAGGUCAUAGUGGGGAUGAGUGCAGCGAGAAUCGCAGUCUUCUCUCCUCCGGGGCGAGGGAGGCAUUUAUUGGAAACGCAACCAUUCAUCACCCAGAUGAUGGUGAACGCGAGUCCUGAAAAGACAAAGAUAUCGUGUGGAGUGCAUCACAAGAGAAUCAUUUGGUGUGGAUGUGGAAGAUAUCUAGUGGGGCUGGAUGCACAAGACUACAGCAUGACGAGUUAUAAACCUCUACUGAAGGACGUGGUGGAGACAAGCAUCUCUCAUUUAGUGUGUGCCCUCGGGCAGCUGUGGGCAUCCUUUGUUGGGCGAGCGGAGCUGGUUAUGUUUGAUACCAGUUGUGAGACACAGAGCUCCCAGCCUAUUGACUGCCAUCUAAUUCUGGGAGGAUGCUCAUCUCACGAGGCAAUCAUCACAGACUUGGUCUCCGGUGGGGAAGCCGUGUGGGCAUCCACCGAAGGCGGGCACGUGAUGACCUUUGACCCCAUUUCUGGCGAGGUUCUUCUCGUCCACCGUCGCUACU